CUUACCUUUAUCCUGACUACCGAUGAGCCAUUUCAAAACAUCUCAACUACCGAAACUCGAUGGGUCCUGCAGCGACCUCCCAUACAAAAAGAGUUCGAUAACCUUCCUGAAUUCGCCAACUGAACCCGAUUUUCCAUGGAUUUCACCCGAACUUACGGACAAUAUCAUCGAUUUUCUGUCCUCUGAUCCUCUCAGUCUUAAGCGCACAAGUCUCGUUUGCAGACUCUGGCUUCCCAGGAGUCGAUUUCAUUUAUUUUCCACUGUGCGCUUGGAGCUAAUCAAACUAAGGAGAAUCAACAAGUUCUUGCAGCUUAUUUCAUCGUCCCACUGUACGAUUCAUAUUGGUACUCUCGUCAUUUCAGCGCGGAUUUUACCUCUGGAAUGGACGUCGGAGUAUCCUGAUGUCGCUGCUAGCGUACAUUCAAUUCUGACCGUCCCUGGUCUCUGUAGGGCUCUAUCUCACGCAAGCUCAUUGGUUCUUGACCACUUCGAUACCACCAAGACAUGCCUGUCAUUCUCCUUCGGAAUCGAAGCCAUCUCUCGAACCUUCACAAACGUUCAAUCCAUAACAUUCAAGCGCAUCCGAUUCAAAAACAGCGCCCACAUGAUGUACUGCGCCCAAUCCUUCCCGUCGGCGACGAAAUGGACCUGCUCCAAGGUCACGUUCGUUGAUGGUGAUGACACCACCGAUCAUCUUCGCGGUUGUGGUGUGGAUUCAGUGGUACAAACAAGCGCAUUGCAUACUGUGGUGCUAGACGAUGUCCCGGGUUGCGUAUAUGAGUGGUUCUUUCUGCAUGAGCAUGAUGAGAAAACCAUGUGCAUGGACACGCUUUCAGCGACUCUGGUCGCUGACGAUAGGCUUCCUUUUUUACGGGGGAUGCUUCUAUCACAGAUUGGGUCCCGCCUGACCGUGUUGGAGAUUUCCUUCCUUGAUCAGUACAUUUCCAGGCAAUCAGACUUUGCACCAUCAUCUCAGAAUCUUCCCGACUUCUCUCGCCUCACCCAGCUACGGAGUCUGAGGUUGUGUGACAUCUCUAUAGAUAUAGUGCCUGGGGCGUACCGAAAGGCCAUCCCGCGUCUGCUCUCGCAAAUACGGUCCCCUCUGUUGGAAGAAGUGUACUUUGAGUGUACCACAUUUGCUCUUCCGCAUCGACCGACGGGAGGGAAGAAGUAUUUGGCCAACAGAUCCUGGAUACAUAAUUUCCUGGAUUGGGAUCUUCUCGCGGUGGUUCUAGCGCGGAAUCAGUUUGGUGAUUUGAGGAAGCUGUGUUUUGUGUGUCCGUCGUAUUAUGGGGCGAGGUUCGUGAGGCUGGUGUGUAGAAAGUUGGAGGACUGUCCGUGUUGCGGAGUUGUUUCGGUUAUUGAAUCCGGGGCGUGAGUUUCAUGGGCUUCGGGUGUAAAGUUGUUGCCUCACGCUGUGCAUUGAGGAUCCAUGGUGUGCUGAAAAGUGAUAGUAUGAAAACUGCUUUGAACAAGAUGUGCAGGAUUGUUUAAAAUUAUGGUUGCCAAAAUGUGUACACUAGAAGUGAGUUAAUGUAGAUAUAAAUUAAUGAAUAGAUACAUGUACAGUACAAACUGCUGUCCAUACUACCCUCUGUCCGUACUUAACUAACUAUC
This is a messenger RNA of Guyanagaster necrorhizus, 1617 nucleotides long. RefSeq lists its product as uncharacterized. The record is from RefSeq and is a predicted model, not a curated record. The transcript is spliced from 3 exons. Lineage: Eukaryota; Fungi; Basidiomycota; Agaricomycetes; Agaricales; Physalacriaceae. The coding region runs from base 23 to 1378 and encodes 451 amino acids.